CUUCUGGUUACUGUAGAAGAAUAUCGUUCGUUUACAGAUAUCGAUGAUCUCAUCUCACCAGACACAUCUGAAGCAUCUUUAAAUAAAAUGCAUUUGCAGUGCCCGCUUUGCUCGAAGUCCUAUUUGACGUUCUUCGGCCUUCGUCGGCACAUUCAGUGCCACCAAGAUGGGCGAGUCGAUCAGAUAUGUACCCACUGCAAGAAACAUUACAAGUCUUCAGGAGCUCUAAAAAUGCAUCUGAAGACGCAUUCAUUGCCGUGCGUUUGUGAGCAGUGCGGAAAAAGUUUCAGUCGCCCAUGGUUAUUAAAAGGUCAUCAAAGGACCCAUACAGGUCUUUCGUUUUUUCUUUUUUUAUUUGCCAUCUCCAGAGAAAAACCCUACGUGUGUUCGUUUUGUGGCCGUAGUUUUGCUGAUCGAAGCAAUCUUCGAGCUCAUGAGCAAACCCAUUUUCCUCAAAGAAAAUACAGGUGCGGUGGGGUUAUCUUCGCUUGA
This is a messenger RNA of Angiostrongylus costaricensis, 492 nucleotides long. The record is from the annotation of a GenBank genome assembly. Lineage: Eukaryota; Metazoa; Nematoda; Chromadorea; Rhabditida; Metastrongylidae.